UCGAAAAAAAAUCAACUUUUUCAUGGACACACAACAGAAUUAUGGAGCCUCCCUCACAGGUGCCACUCCUGGAGAAGAAGCAGGAGAUAAAGAAACAAGGUAAUGUGAUCCUCACGGAGGCCGAUGCCGCAGUCUACAUGAAUUUCAUGAAAAGUCACAGCUGCUAUGAUGCCAUUCCAACCAGCUGUAAACUGGUCAUAUUUGAUACCAAACUACAAGUGAAAAGGGCCUUUUAUGCACUAGUGGCAAAUGGCUUGAGGGCGGCCCCGUUAUGGGACAGCAAGUUGCAGAGAUUUGUGGGUAUGCUGACUAUUACAGAUUUCAUCAACAUCCUCCAUUGCUAUUACAGGUCCCCUAUGGUUCAGAUGUAUGAGCUGGAGAGCCACAAGAUCGAGACAUGGAGAGAUGUCUACCUAAAGUGCUCCGAUCACAUCCUCAUUAGUAUUUCCCCAGAGGCCAGCCUCUUUGAUGCCAUCUAUUCUUUACUUAAGUAUAAGAUCCACAGGCUGCCAGUCAUGGAUCCAGAGUCUGGAAACGUCUUGCACAUUCUCACCCACAAAAGAAUCCUCAAGUUCCUCCACAUAUUUAAAACAAAAGUUCCCAAGCCCGCAUUCAUGGGAAGGCAGAUCCAGGAGCUCGGGAUCGGAACGUUCAGGAACAUCGCCACAGUUCAGCAAACGGCAACGCUUUACGAGGCCCUCGCCAUUUUUGUGGAAAGGCGGGUGUCUGCGCUGCCUGUGGUGGACGAACAAGGCAAAGUGGUGUCACUCUACUCAAGAUUUGAUGUGAUUAAUCUAGCAGCCCAGAAGAGUUACAACAAUCUGGACAUGCCGAUGCAGGAGGUCAUUCGCAGGCGCUCAAGUUUUGUCGAGGGAGUAAUCAAGUGCUACCCUUAUGAAACCUUGGAAACCAUCAUAGACCGGAUAGUCAACGCCGAGGUGCAUCGGCUGGUCCUGGUGGACAGGGCUGACGUGGUGAAGGGCAUCAUCUCUCUGUCUGACCUGCUGCAGGCCAUGGUCUUAACCCCAGCAGGUAUUGAUGCCCUCCUGUCCUAGCACCAGAGGACAGAAGGGCCCCCUCCCCUCCUUUACCACCUGUGUA
This is a messenger RNA of Cyclopterus lumpus (lumpfish), 1101 nucleotides long. RefSeq names its product protein kinase, AMP-activated, gamma 3a non-catalytic subunit (gene prkag3a). NCBI's taxonomy places the organism in Eukaryota, Metazoa, Chordata, Actinopteri, Perciformes, Cyclopteridae. The record is from RefSeq and is a predicted model, not a curated record. The coding region runs from base 42 to 1055 and encodes 337 amino acids. The transcript has 12 exons.